AUGGACUCUGCCAUUUCAGCCAUUUCCACAAAGUCACAGUCGCACAGAGGCGCAGCUGGCAGUCAGUCUGAUCCCACAGACAUUGAGGGAUUGAUCAAGACUGCAGGCAGCCCGGAGGCGGUAAUCCAGUACCUGUUGAAAGAGAAGAACUCGCAAUCGCAACAGAACGCGCAACUAUGGCGCUUAGUCGACAAGCAGAGGGCCAUGAUUUUGGGUCUAAACAAAGAUUUGGAACGGGCCUUGAAGGACAAGGAGAAGUACCGAAAGAAAUUGAAAGAAGUCAUGUCAAUACCGGAAUUCACAGGGGCCGACGGAUCGAAGACUAGCAGCAAGGUCCUCAAGAUGCCCGUUAGCAGAGGGAUACCGACAGUCGACGUCAGCGCUCCAAAGGAGCGACAGGUCGUUGCACCGGACUCGCCAACUCUAGACUCCGACAGUCAGAAACACUCGCCCGUGGAUAUGGCCAUGGCCCCCUACCCGAUCACGCCUCCCGCAGACCAGCCCAACGGCCCUCCAUCAGCUGUUGGUGCUUUACUAGACCCGUCCCACGAGAUGCCUAAAGCACAUGAGCACGCUUAUGAUCAAUUCGACCAUGACGCCGAGGAACAAGCCGCGGAAGCGGCACGCAGGGAGCAUGAGGACGAUCAAAUCAUGGAUCUUCCCCUGAACUUUGGCCUUCCAUCAUCCCGAAGCCUACCGAGCCAGCCGCCAAGCAUGCCUCCGCCUAAGCCUCCAGGAGUAACAGAGCCAGCAUCCGCAGCCAGCGAAGGCAUUUCACAGUUCCCUGCCCCACCGCCACGGAAGCCUCCCCCGGCUCCUUUGCAGCUCCAGAGCCAGUCUCAACUAGGCGCUGAAGACGAUGAUUCUGACUCCGAUUUCGACGACAUUCUAGAGGUGGACGAAAUACUCACUGAACAACGCGGUCGCCGUAGAACACGCGAAGAAGAUGACCAGGACCGGGAGAUCUUGGCCAUUCAAGAGGCGGAGAGAAGAAGCUUAUCCAAGAAGAGCACAACACACAGUCAGACUAACUCACCGACUGAGGCCAUUCCCGAGGCCCCAACGGGUUUGCCACCAAGCCCGCCGAAGAGGAUGCAGCGUGAGAACAUCCCAGCUUCUCUGGGAUCAGUUCUUAGUGCAACUACUCUCGACGCUCCCUUGCUGAGCCCUGGGCUACCAUCAAGUCCGCGUCCGAUGGGCGGCCCGUCAUCUGAUAGCCCUGCACCCAGUGUUUCGUCGUUCCCCGCCGCACCUCUGUCGCCACGGCCACCUCGUCAGCCGAUCCCACUCCCACCCGGCCACUCCCUUCAAACACCAGCCGGCCCAGAGCCUAUGGUUCUCAAGAGCCCUCAGCCUCUGAAUAUUGUCAAGAAGGGAUGGGAUUCAGCCAGCGAGAAGAGCCGUAGCAGUCCGACCGAACGUGGUCGCAUCUUCAAGGGGUUCACCACCGAGGAAUACCCCGAUCUACUCCUGCCGCCAAACGUCUUGCCAACAAUCAAGGUGAAGGUUGCGUCCUCGCGCAUGAAACCGUCCCGAGCAAGUUUGAUGUCUUUGACACAACUGGAAGAGGAUCCGGUGUUUACGCUGGCCAUUUUCUCGCGUUCCGAACCGGGCGAGCUUUGGCGGGUUGAGAAGGAUUCUGCUUCGCUCGCAAAGCUCGACCAAAGGUUGAAACAAUGCCCGGCCUUCACCGCAAAGACACCAGAGAGGUCACUCUUUAGUGGCCAUGCGCCUGCUAAGCUCGACGCGCGGCGAAUUGCUCUCAAUCACUACCUGGAAGAGCUUCUGGAGACUCCUCUGGAUACUGCUAGUGCUCUUGAGCUCUGUAAAUAUCUGUCGACCCAAACACUGCCACCAAACGCAGAUGACGCCGGCUCGAUGGAGAGCAUGGCGGAAGCUAAAGUCAAGACUGGUCCUGGCGGCCGCCCUUUCAGGACUGGAUAUCUCACCAAGAGAGGCAAGAACUUUGGUGGCUGGAAAGCCCGCUUCUUUGUCCUUGAUGGGCCGCAUCUGAAGUACUAUGAAACACCUGGGGGCGCCCACUUGGGCACCAUCAAGCUUCCUAGCUCUCAGAUCGGCAAACAGUCUCAGAGCAACGAAAACCAGUCACCGCAACCGUCUGCCAACUCGGAUGACAUGGACAACCAGUACCGUCAUGCAUUCUUGAUUCUCGAGCCAAAGAAGAAGGACUCGACCAGCCACGUGAAGCACGUUCUCUGUGCCGAGAAUGAUAGGGAAAGAGACCAGUGGGUUGACGCUUUACUCAGAUGGAUUGAUUAUAAAGAUCCGGAAGAAGAUGAAGCCCAUGCCGCGAAGCAGCAGACUCAAGAUCGCCAACAUGCUAGCGCAGCUGAGCGUGCCGAAAAGAAGAAGCAGCGAUACAAGAAGACCGCUUCACAGCACCAUCAUCAGCCUACCGAAUCCGACAGCCUCAUAGGCGUCAGGUACGACGCGACCUCUCAAGGCGACCUUCCCCACCAUGGCGGACCUGCGCGUCCCAGAAAUCCUGGACACAUGGCAGAGAUCAGCCAUUCUGUUGAACCCAUGGGAAUGUCUUCGCAGCCAUCCAUGAUGAUCUCCGCUCCACGGGAUAUGCAAGUCAUUGCCGACUCUGCGCAAUGGGGAAAUAGACCAGGACUUGGCGUUCCCGUCAACGAGGAGAAGAAGCUGAAGAAGCGAAGCUUUUUCGGGUUUGGCCCCAAGACGAGAUCGUCAUCCGACGGCCAAGAUUCUCUAUUUGGUGGAAGCGAAGGCGGUUCGUCAACACCUCCCCAGGGCGGAUACCAGGGACCAAUUCGCCAAGCUUUCGGGGCUCCUUUGGCCGAAGCUGUUCGUUACAACCACCCUGUCGAUGUAAACGUGCCCCUCCCCGCCGUUGUGUAUCGAUGCAUUCAAUACUUGGACGCCAAGAACGCAAUUCUAGAGGAAGGCAUUUUCCGCCUGAGCGGCUCAAACGUCGUUAUCAAGCAGCUACGCGAGCGCUUCAACACCGAGGGCGAUGUCAAUCUAGUGACCGAUGAGACUUACUACGACAUUCAUGCUGUGGCGUCGCUAUUGAAGUUGUAUCUCCGUGAACUUCCGACAACAAUACUCACUCGGGACCUCCACCUCGAGUUCCUGUCUGUCACGGAGAUGACAGACCAAAGAGACAAAAUUGCCGCUGUGUCCGAACUGGUCCAGAGGCUGCCCCAAGCAAAUGCCACUCUACUCAAGUAUCUGAUUGCGUUCUUGAUCAAGAUUAUCAACAACGCAGACAUGAACAAGAUGACGGUCCGCAACGUGGGCAUCGUGUUUUCUCCAACUCUGAACAUCCCAGCACCGGUAUUCGCGCUGCUGUUGCAAAACUACUUUGGCAUCUUCGGCUUGGAACCUGAGCAGUAUGAGCUGCCGUCUUCAUUCGCCGAAGGAGAGACGGGCCGAGAGAGAUCAGGCUCCCUGCCAUCGAUGAACAAUGGACUUCCGAAUCGCCCUUCCUACGACCCUUCCCAACAUGCGCGUCCUUCUACAUCAGCGGGGUCCAGUCAGUCACCGCAUCGCCAGAGACUGAUGGAUGCCAUGACUGGCCAGCAACGCACCGGCAACACCCCCCCUCCUCUGCUCCAAGACCUACAGAGUGCUCGGCAGUCUCCCACACCACCACCAAACUACCCCAUCGGCCGUGGUACAACAUAUGAGCCUCAGUACAUGCCAUCUGGAUAUCAGAACAACAACUACCAGCAAAUGGCUCGUGGCUACGACAACGGUUCCUCAGGAUACGACCAACACAAGAGACGCGAGAGUGCCAUCUUUAUGGGCAACAUGGUCGGUCUCAACCCACAAAGUUCCAAGAGUCGAUUGCGAGAAGAGACCCAGUUCUGA
Messenger RNA from Colletotrichum fioriniae, 3858 nucleotides. The record is from RefSeq and is a predicted model, not a curated record. NCBI's taxonomy places the organism in Eukaryota, Fungi, Ascomycota, Sordariomycetes, Glomerellales, Glomerellaceae.